UUUGGGCCGGGAUGAGCACAACUCAGAGGAGUGAGAGCAUGAAUGCCUUCUUUGAUGGAUAUGUACAUUCAGGGACUACAUUGAAAGAAUUCGUCGAUCAAUUCGACAAUGCACUGAGGAAGAAAGUAGAAAAUGAGAUAGCAGCGGAUUUUCACUCAUUCAAUGCCACAGUACCUUGUAUAUCUCAUUUACCCUUGGAGAAAAAAUUUUAGGCAGUGUACAAUAAUUCGAAAUUUAAGGAAGUGCAGUCAGAGGUAAUGGGGAUUAUCUACUCUCACUGUGUUAUCAUAAAAACAGGAGGGGCUAUUACCACGUAUCAAGUUAAUGACAGUCGAGAGGUUGAAGACGGCAUCAAGAAGUCAACUGUGCAGGCGUACUUUAAUGAAGAAGAGUGUGAGGCGAAGUGCAUGUGUGGGUUAUUUGAGAUGAGAGGAAUUAUAUGUAGGCACAUGCUUUCAAUAUUCGCUGCAAGGGAUGUCCAAGUGUUGCCAGAGAAGUACAUUAUGGAGAGGUGGAGGAAGGACAUUAAACGUAGAUAUGUUCUCAUUCGAAGCAGUUACGAUGACUUGAGUGGUAAACCAGCUGCUAUUCGGUACUUUGGAUUGAUAAAAAUAUGUUACGAAGUAGCUACAAAUGCCUGUGAAAGCGAAGAAAAUUCCCUAGAUAUGACAGAGAAGCUUACGGCAAUGAAUUCGAUUUAUAGCAAAACAAAGUCCCAAGCAACUGUUGCAAGCACUCAUAUUUCCGCUGAUGCUGAAAUUGGAAGUUCGAGAAAAGUCUUGAGUCCUCGUGUUGUAAGAGGCAAAGGGAGGCCCCCAUCAAAGAGGAAACAACCUACCAUAGAGAAGUUGCAAGCCAAGAAUAAAGCUUCUGGCAAGCGACAAAGAAAAAAUGCAAUAUCACUUAUGAAAGAUGUACUAAAUGCCGCAGAUUCAGUAAACCAAAUUGGUACACCACAAAGUGUACCAGCGCAACUGCCUGGUACACAACAAAGUGUUAUUUCUCAGGAGAACUUCGAAAUGCAUGGCCCUCAUGUUGAUUAAUGGAAGACAUUGUAGACUGCUGCAGAAGACAAUGUAGAU
Messenger RNA from Carya illinoinensis, 1082 nucleotides. Its product is annotated as protein FAR1-RELATED SEQUENCE 9-like. The transcript has 3 exons. Gene Ontology annotation, molecular function: zinc ion binding. The record is from RefSeq and is a predicted model, not a curated record. Bases 258 to 1043 code for a protein of 261 amino acids. NCBI's taxonomy places the organism in Eukaryota, Viridiplantae, Streptophyta, Magnoliopsida, Fagales, Juglandaceae.